Molecule: messenger RNA, 516 nt
Organism: Ceratitis capitata (Mediterranean fruit fly)
Lineage: Eukaryota; Metazoa; Arthropoda; Insecta; Diptera; Tephritidae
Gene: RpS25
Product: 40S ribosomal protein S25
Exons: 4
Coding region: 63-416 (117 amino acids)
Cellular component (GO): cytosolic small ribosomal subunit
Molecular function (GO): structural constituent of ribosome
Source: RefSeq, a predicted model, not a curated record
UGUUUAAAUUGAAGUGCACUGCUGAUUUCCGCCCUCCAUCUUUUUGCUUUUGGUUUCUCACGAUGCCACCAAAGAAGGACGCCAAAUCGUCGGCUAAACAGCCACAAAAGACACAGAAGAAGAAGGAAGGAAGUGGUGGUGGUAAAGCCAAGAAGAAGAAGUGGUCCAAAGGCAAGGUCAGGGAUAAGUUGAACAAUCAAAUUUUGUUCGACAAAGCUACCUAUGAGAAGCUCUAUAAGGAGGUACCACAAUACAAACUUAUCACUCCUUCAGUGGUAUCAGAACGUUUGAAAAUUCGUGGAUCACUAGCCAAAAGAGCGUUGGUAGAGUUGCGUGAUAAAGGUUUGAUUAAACAGGUCGUGCAGCAUCAUUCGCAGGUGAUCUAUACACGUGCUACAAAGGGUGACGAUGCGUAAAUGUUUUACCUUUUCUUGGUCAACAAUACAAAUUAUUAAUGUAUUUAAAACGCCUAAAGGUAGAAUAAAAUAAUUCGUUUCCAUUUUUAAGUAAAAAAAA